Argentina anserina (silverweed cinquefoil) is the source of this 968-nucleotide messenger RNA. RefSeq names its product OPA3-like protein. Gene Ontology annotation, cellular component: mitochondrion. The transcript is spliced from 5 exons. The record is from RefSeq and is a predicted model, not a curated record. The coding region runs from base 148 to 663 and encodes 171 amino acids. Gene Ontology annotation, biological process: regulation of lipid metabolic process. Lineage: Eukaryota; Viridiplantae; Streptophyta; Magnoliopsida; Rosales; Rosaceae.
GUGGGUAUUUAUAGGGGUUAGAGGUGUCAUUUCUCAUUAGUUACUGUCUGGAUAAAAAUGGAAGCAGGCUAGAAAUGACUGCACACUGCUUAAACCCAAAACCUUGAAACCCACCCAAAUUCACUAGUUUUGUCAAGAGUGAGAGACAUGAUUUUACCGGCGGUGAAGUUAGCAACGCUUGUGCUGAAAACCAUGUGCAAACCAGUUGCCAAUCGCCUCAAGAAGCAGGCUGGGUUGCACCCCAGGUAUCGGUUUCUCUUUUCCCUUUCUCAGGCUAAUCAUCGAUUUACAACUAAUGUGCAAAGACGGAUUUAUGGUCAUUCAACUGAUGUCGCAAUUCGUCCACUGAAUGAGGAGAAAGCUGUCCUAGCUGCCGCAGAACUUCUCGGAGAGCUCUUUGUGUUCACGGUUGCAGGAACUGCACUUAUUUUUGAAGUCCAAAGAAGUUCGGGAUCAGAAGCAAGGAAGGAGGAGCAGCGGAAACUGGAAUUACAGGCAAUGAAACAAAGAGAUGAAGAGCUGGAAAGGGAAGUUCAGCAGCUUAAGAAGCAGCUCGAACAGCUUGCAAAAGGUAGAGGAAUUGGCGGCCUUUUCAGUUUCAGGCAGGCUCAAGCUACUGGCAAUGGAAAGGAACCCAGCUUGACCCCAGAAAAAAUCAAGUAGAUAGCAGCACUACUAAACUUGGUAAAGAUCCAGAAACACAAGUAUUAUAGUCACAUUAGGGCAAGAGGAUUUAUACAAAGACGCUGAGAUGUUUGAUUUUCAAACCGCGCAUAUUCAGGGUUUUAUAUCAUUCUUGGAUUCCUCCCGAACUAUCAUGUAGUUCUGAUGAACAUCAUUAGAUUUCUUUACAAAUUGUUCAAUCGAUAGAUUGACGAUUUGAUCAUUUGGCAACUGCAAUGCUCUCUUGAAAUGGCCUGCUUCUCUCAGGUUGAUCAUUGUAAGCCCGAAAGCACAUAUGGGGGACA